Leptosia nina is the source of this 564-nucleotide messenger RNA. The record is from the annotation of a GenBank genome assembly. NCBI's taxonomy places the organism in Eukaryota, Metazoa, Arthropoda, Insecta, Lepidoptera, Pieridae.
AUGACUAUCGGAAAGAAUAAUAAGAUGCAACAGCAUAUUAAUUACAGAGUACGAGUAAUAUUACAAGAUUCUCGUACAUUUAUUGGAACCUUCAAAGCUUUUGAUAAACAUAUGAAUUUAAUAUUAGGAGAUUGCGAAGAAUUCAGAAAAAUUAAAUCAAAAAGUGCCAAAACCGCCGACCGAGAAGAGAAAAGAACGCUUGGUUUCGUAUUAUUGAGAGGCGAAAAUAUAGUAUCAUUAACAAUUGAAGGACCUCCGCCCCCUGAGGAAGGUCUACCCCGAGUACCAUUGCCUGGUGCAAUUGGGGGUCCAGGCGCAGGCCGUGCUGCUGGUCGAGGUGCUGGCUUUGGAGGUCCACCACCAGGUCUUCAAGGCCCUGCAAGAGGUGUUGGAGGACCUUCACAACAGCAUAUGGCCCCUGGUGGUAGAGGACAAAUGUCAGCUCCUCCUCAAAUGAGAGGGGGUCCUAUGAUGGGUGGACCUCCCCCUGGUAUGAUGGGUGCUCCGCCGGGAAUGGGUCGAGGUGGACCAGGCCGUGGACCCCCUGGAAUGCGACGGUACUAA